Messenger RNA from Ostertagia ostertagi, 1026 nucleotides. NCBI's taxonomy places the organism in Eukaryota, Metazoa, Nematoda, Chromadorea, Rhabditida, Trichostrongylidae. The record is from the annotation of a GenBank genome assembly.
AUGGCAAACCUCGGAUCAUGUGUCUUGAAGCAUAGCUCAAUUGAGAGUUUAAACGAAGCAAGUGAGCUACCUAAGGAGACGAUUGCAAGAUUGAAGAAUUUAUCCUCGGAAAAAAUGUUUUCAUCGAUCGAGAAGACAAUACAGGAGGCACGUUUAGCUAGAGGGGAUAUUGAAAAGCAGUAUACUCUCUACUACCGAUGUGCACAGUUGGCAAAACUGAUUUACAAGCAAAAUGACUUUGCGAAAUUCAAAGCUGAGCGAGGAGCGAUUUUUGGUCUGCGAUUCAAGGAGGCCCUUGAUGAGGCGGAUAACCUUAAGACUAUACUCAACAAGAAGUACGAGGAGAAAAUGCUUAGAGCAUCACAAGACGCUUCGACCGAAGUACGAGUGCUAAAGAAUAUGGAUAAUGCAAUUACUGCCGAGGGAGAACUUCGACCUUCCUCCAGCGUUUUAAUAAGCCCAAAGGAAUUGGUUCGAAUGGUUGAGCACGCACAGCCAAAAAAGACUGCCGUCAUUGUCGAUUUUCGGAAGGACAAAUCAGAAGUUAUCAACUAUAAACAUGGACAUUUCAUCACUGUGGUAUCCGUACCAUACGACGUGAUUGUCACAGGCUUGAUAUUUACUUCGCUACGAAAUCAGCUGGAAGUUGGCCAGCGACCUCUUCUUCAUCGUAUAGGAUCGUGCGAUCUUGUGGUACUAAUGAGCGACGCUGAUGUUGAGCUCAGAAAUGGGCAGCCAGUGCGUGGAUCAAAAGCUCAUUUACUCUCCAUGGCUUUGUAUGAGUACAACCAUGAACACAGACCGAAGUCCCCGUUGCUCUUUAUGGAUGGUGGAUUCGAUAACUGGCGGGAUCAGUAUCCAGUGUAUACUAAAAGUGACGGUACUUUGAAAAGAAACGAACCCAAAGAUCAAUUGGAUCAAAUGGUCAUAAACUACAAGAGAGCCUGCUUGAUGUUGGACUACCCUGACCUGUCGCCACCGCGUCCAUCCUCUCAACAACCUCGCGUUGCGACAGCGAUUAAUGGC